Molecule: messenger RNA, 1874 nt
Organism: Effrenium voratum
Lineage: Eukaryota; Dinophyceae; Suessiales; Symbiodiniaceae
Source: the annotation of a GenBank genome assembly
AAACGUGGUCACAUUGAGCUCCUCUCGCGGCCGCUUGUCGCUGCCGCUUGUGCCGCGUGGCGCCGUGCCAUGCGGCGGCGCCUGCAGUUCCGCACCCUGCGGGAUGUGGGGGUGGACCUCGAGGAGAUCCGCAGCAUCCUGCCAAAUGUCGAUGCGCUACGGAACUCAAAGGAGCGCACUACAAGCCUCCCCGACACCGUGUCUAUUUGGGAGCUCUGCGACAUCGUAAAGGACAUCACCUUUUCCACCUUGGAGCCUGCCGACAGCGAACGUGGCGCUGCAAGUGAGGCGUCCAGCUCCAGCUACACCGAUGUGGACAUCUCAGAGGAUAUUGAGAAGUUCAAAAUGCCGGUGCUGGAGGAACCUCAAGGCCCACCCAGCUGCUCGCACCUCAUCAAGGGCAAAUGGCGGCCAGACGGAGGGCCAGGCAGCGCUGUGAAUCCACAGGUGCAGCUGGCUACACAGCGCCUCACGAUGAUUCGGGCAGAGCUACGCUCGCCCUUGCUGGAGACGAACAGCACCUUGGAGAUCUGGCUUCUGAGCGGCACCCACUGGGGCCAGCGCGUUAAAGACCUCUCCCCCGAGAAUGAGGAGGACCAAGGCGGAGGAGAAGACCAGCUCCUAACAGAGAAGACACAAGCCAUGUUGAAGGAACAGGAGGAAACUAAGAAAGGUGCUCGGCGCUACCAGAUCCUGUCGUCAGCCCAAAGCCUCGUGGUGCGGCCCGGGCCCGUGCGCGUCCAGCUGGAGUGCGAGGUGCCGCGGGGUGAGACGCUAACCAUCGUGGUGACCAGAGGCAGACACACCAAGGUGCCGAGCAAAGAGGAGACCCCUCCGGAGAGGAAGGGCUCCAAUGCAUCGGAGGCCAGCAAUGCACGGCGUUCAUCAUCGAUGCGAAAUACCCCUGCGACCCCGCGGCGCAGUAGCCGCCGGCUGUCCAUGCAGAUGAGCGUUCCUGAGGAGAGUGUGGGCUCCGAGUCGGGCACACCCAGGAACGGCCGCCGUAUGAGCACGCGUCGGAAGUCCUCCCAGCAUUCCCAGCUGCCGCAGCUGCCAACUUUGGAACGCUUGCCGUCAGCCGUGCCAGAAGAGUCAGGGGGCGGCCUUGCCUCUCACUCCGCGUCCGUGGCACCAGAAGCGGCGGCCAUCUCGGUGGCGCCGGAUGUGCUGAUGCCGGCGCACAAGGCGAUGGUGCGGGGCUGGACCCCCGAGGACAGCGACCACUUUGAGCUACGGAUUUGGACAACUACGCGUUUGAAGCGAGGUCCAGAGUUGAUCAAGAUGGAGGAGGAGCCACGGGAAGCGCAAGUGGACCCCUACUGGCAAGGGCGGGUCAGCACGGUGCGGGAAGCCUUCAAUCUCCUUGAGACGGCCCAUGAGGCCAGCCUGUGGACUCAGCGUGCUGACGUCGCUUGGAAUGCUCGUGUGGGGCUGAACAAAGACCUGGACCUCGUGCUGGCAGACCUCCGGAAGCUGCAGCAGAUGCAGAAGCCGGAGACGGACUUCUUCAAGUACUGCAACAAAUACAGCCUGGGAGGCUUCACUCUCCUGGACUGCGUGGGCAAGGAGCUGGGCACGCGCUACUGAGCUUCGGUUAAACCGCCCUCAUUGCGAGGCUCACAGAGAGAGGCUUAGUUACCGAAAGCGGCACGUCGUUUUUUGCUUAACAAGUAAACUUGAAGCAACCUGAACGGACGAAAGGAUGGAAAAUCCUCACAGUUUGAUGGGAAGCAACGCAUUUGCCUUCGCUGAAGGUGAAGGCGACCGAGUUGGCUGUGUCUUCAGAAGAUCUGAAGUAACAUUGUACAUACUGCCAACCUCACGUUGUCGAUGUGAUUAGCAACGGGCCCAUGAUUGACGUAUAUGGACAAGAA